Molecule: messenger RNA, 876 nt
Organism: Plasmodium knowlesi strain H
Lineage: Eukaryota; Apicomplexa; Aconoidasida; Haemosporida; Plasmodiidae
Product: long chain polyunsaturated fatty acid elongation enzyme, putative
Exons: 5
Coding region: 1-876 (291 amino acids)
Biological process (GO): fatty acid elongation, monounsaturated fatty acid; fatty acid elongation, polyunsaturated fatty acid; sphingolipid biosynthetic process
Cellular component (GO): endoplasmic reticulum membrane
Molecular function (GO): fatty acid elongase activity
Source: RefSeq, a predicted model, not a curated record
AUGGCUCUAAAUAUAGCCUUCAUAAACAAAUUUGGAGAGAGUAUUUUAAGUUUUUUUAACCCCAAGUUGAGGUAUGGCAGAAGAGUUACUAAGAACUGGUUCUUGAUGAACCCGACCCAUUUCUUUAUAGCUUUCCUCUUUUAUGUUCUGUUCGUUCUGGCCUCCUAUGCCUAUAAAACCUACUACGCGUCUAAAAUGAAGUCAGAUAAGGGGUUGGUAAAAAUAAAGUCGUCCUCAAGCUACAAGUCGAAGAAUCCUCGCCUUGAUGCUAUUUUAGGAAAAGCCAUCCCCGUGUACAACUUGUUGCAGGUCCUUCUAAGCCUAGUGAUCACCGUGCUAACUAUAUAUCAGGUGCGACAGAGAAAAUUUUCCCUCCUCCACAACUAUGUCGAUUUUUCCAAGACCAACAUUGCACUUUGCUGCUGGCUCUUUUAUCUGAACAAACUGUUUGAUUUUAUGGACACCAUUUUGAUUGUACUAAGAAAGAAAUGGAACCAGUUCACCUUCCUCCACGUGUACCAUCACAUUUCCGUCUUCCUCAUCAUGUGGAUUAACAGUAGCGUGGGAUAUGAUGGAGACAUCUACUACGUCAUCACAGUCAAUUCGAUUGUGCACUUUAUCAUGUACCUGUACUACUUCCUAGCGAGCAUGAAAUUCAGCGUCCCAGUAUUCGUCAAGGCCAGUGUGACGUAUAUCCAAAUGAUACAGUUUCUCGCUAUCAUCUGUCCAGCAUUCUGCGUUUUGUUUCUGAAAUACAACUCCUACUACCCCAGAAGACUGAUCGGCCUAAGUUUUUACUACUGUAUCUCUUUGCUAAUUUUGUUUGUCCAUUUUGCCUACAAUACUUACAUACGACCCAAAAAAAAGGUCGCUUAA